UGUCAGUUUGUCAAGUAUGAUUUCCUGUUGGAUGUUGGGGGGGGCCGAGUUGGAACAGUUUGCCUGGGGAAAACAUAAAAAAUAAAUGCAUGAACCUACAUCGCAAAGUCGUUUAUCAAGAGGCGUUGAUCGCAUGGCAUUUAUUUGCAUCUUAAUGACUCUGUCAACCGAUUUCCUGUGAAAAGAGAGCUCACCCUGCUGCCUGGAUGAGCCUCCCGCCGGCCUCCGCCAUGAGCAAGCAGCAGAGCAAAGAGUCCCUGAAAGACAAGGUGAAGGGGAUCUUUGGCCUGGGACCCUCACGACCCCCCAGCAAGCAGACAGAGAGCAAGCCCUCCGAGUUGAUCAUCACCAAUGAAAUCCUCAAGGAGCUUGGUCCAGAGUGCGGGCUGCACAACAGGAUCCGGAUCAUCAAUCAAGUGUGCGACCUUGCCAAGUCCAAGAAAUUUGAGGAGAACGCGGUGGAGGCGCUGUGGACCGCCGUGGAGGACAUGCUGCAGCCGGAGCAGCCGGCCGAGGCGCGACAUGCCGUGCUGCAGCUGCUGAGGGCCAUCAUCCAGGGACAGGGGGAGAGGCUGGGGCCACUGCGUGCCUACUUUUUUAAGGUUGUCAGGGACUACCACCCCUGCAACGAGGACCUGGCGGACCGGCUGGAGGUGUUCAAAGCGCUGACGGAGAACGGGAAGGAUAUCACAUAUUUGGAGGAGGACAUUGCUCGCUUUGUGCUCCUCUGGAUGGACGUGGGCCUGACUGCGGACUUCCUCCACGUCCUGGUCAACCUGGUCAAGUUCAACAGCUGCUACCUGGACCACAACGUCUCUCACAUGGUCCAGAAAAUAUGUUUGCUGUGCAAUCGGACCACUUCUUCCACAGACAUCGAGGUGGCGCUGCAGGUGCUGGAUGCUGUAGUGUGCUACAACUGCCUGCCGUCUGACUCCCUGUCUGUGUUCAUCAGUACGCUGUGCCGUACCGUUAAUGUGAAGGAGUUCUGUGAGUCUUGCUGGAAGCUGAUGCGUAAAGUUCUGGGGACUCACCUGGGACACAGUGCCAUUUACACCAUGUGCCGCAUCAUGGAGGACAGGGCCUACACGGAGGACGCUGCCUUGCUCCGCGGCGCCGUGUUCUUCGUGGGAAUGGCCCUGUGGGGGGCGCACCGGCUCUCCGCCCUAAAAAACACCCCCACGCUGGUGCUGCCCUCCUUCUACAAGGCCAUGACCAGUCCCAACGAGGUGGUGUCGUACGAGAUCGUGCUCUCCAUCACCAGGCUCAUCAAGAAAUACGGCAAGGAGCUGCAGGUGGUGACCUGGGACAUCCUGCUCAAAAUCAUCGAGAGGCUUCUCCAGCAGAUACAGACUAUCGGCAGCCAGGAGCUGAAGAUGAUCGUCCACGAGCUGCUGACCACCGUGGAGGAGCUGUACGAGCAGAGCGGUUACCAUGGCUCCUCCGAGCGCUUCUUCAGCCUCAUAGAGAAGUGCUCGGACAAGAGGCCGGAGUCCUCUGUGCUGACGCUCAUCUCUUACCGAGCCCACUCCAUCCAGCCUGCCAAAGACGGCUGGAUCCAGAACCUCCACAAGCUCAUGGAGAAGUUCUUCAGGAACGAGAGCCGCAGCGCCAUCCGGGUCAAAGUGCUGGACGUGCUCUCCUUCGUCCUCAGCACCAACCGGCAGCUCUACGAGGAGGAGCUGAUAGAGGUGGUGGUGAUCCCGCAGCUGAGCCAGAUAGCGGAGGAUCGGGACCUCCACGUGCGCAAGCUGGCCACGCAGCUCCUGGUGGACCUGGCCGAGGGCUGCAACACCCACCACUUCAACAGCCUGCUGGACAUCAUCGAGAAGGUGGCUGGUCGGUCUCUGGCCUGUUCAGGCUCAUUUGAGGGAGAGAGAGAGCUGUCUGCCGAGUCCCCUAUGGAGGACGUGAAGACGGCCGUGUUGGGCCUGCUGGAGAUCCUGCAGAGCAAGCUGUACAGCCUGCCCGCCAGCCACGCUAGCCGAGUGUACGAGCUGCUGAUCGCCCACCUACAGCUGCACUACAAGAACAAGUACUGCUCUGUGAUCGCCAGCAGCAUCCGCCUGCAGGUCUUUGACUUCCUGUUGCUGAUGCGUGCUGACUCGCUCCACCGCCUGGGGGUCCCCAACAAGGACGGGGCUCUACGCUUCAGCCCCUACUGCCUCUGUGACAUGGGGGAGACGGAGAAGAGGGCGAGCGAGAAGAAGCCCGCGGGCUCAGUGUCGCCCCCUGCUGGCAGCCCCGCCCCGCCAGCGCCGGCCUCCUCCAUCCGCACGGCCUGCCUGCCCUACUCCCUGGCCUUCUCCGUGCUGCUGCAGUGCUUAAAACUGGAGACGGACUGGAAGGUUCUGAAGCUGGUCCUGGACAAGAUGCCGUCGAUGCUGCAGUACAAAGUGCUCAUUCUGACCUCCCCCUGCAGCACCGACCAGCUGUGCUCAACGCUGUGCACUAUGGUCACAGACAGGCUGAUCUCUGAGAGGCUGCGGAAGACUCCGGAUGGGUUCGCCCGCAUGGACGUGCAGCUGGCCGUGGUGCCGGUGCUGACCGCCCUGACCUCCUACCACAGCUACCUGGAGCAGUCCCGCCAGAGGGAGCUGGUGCAGUGUCUGGAGACGGGUCUGAUAUACCGCAGUGCUAAGCAGUGUGUGGUGGCUCUCACCAUGUGCACGGUGGAGAUGCCCGACAUCAUGAUCAAGCUGCUGCCCGCCCUCAUCGUCAAGCUCACCCACAUCUCCGCCACCGUCACCAUGGCGUCGCCCAUGCUGGAGUUCCUCUCCACUCUAGUGCGGCUCCCUCACCUGUACGCCAACUUCGUGGCGGAGCAGUACGUCAGCGUGUUCGCCAUCUCCCUGCCCUACACCAACCCCUCCAAGUUCAACCAGUACAUCGUGUCCCUGGCGCACCAUGUGAUCGCCAUGUGGUUCAUCCGUUGUCGACUGAACUUCCGGAAGGAUUUUGUGCAGUACAUUACUAAGGGCCUGCGGUCCAACGCCCUGCUGCCCUUCGAUGACACGCACGAGCAGAGCAGCUUCCGAGCCCGCAGCACCAGUCUGAACGAGAGGCCCAAGAGUCUCCGAACCGCCAAAGUUGCGAAGCAGGGCCCGAGUAGCAACUCCCCCGUUAAAGAGCUGAAAGAUCUGUCGGCCAUGGACGCCUUCCGCUCCCGAAGCAUCAGCGUUUCCGAGCACGCGGUGCGCAGGAUGCACACCUCCAUCACCACCAGCAGCCUGGGCUCGGCGGACGAGAACGCCGUGGCGCAGGCGGACGACGGGCUGAAGACCGUCCACCUGGAGCUGACCGAGACCUGCCUGGACAUGAUGGCCCGCUACGUCUUCUCCAACUUCUCCGCCCUGCCCAAGAGGUCUCCCAUCGCAGAGUUCCUGUUGGCUGGGGGGCGGAGCAUGACCUGGCUGGUGGGCAACAAGUUGGUUACCAUAACGACGAGUGCAGGGGCGCGCUCGCAGGCCCUGUUGGGGCUGGACAUGGCGGAGAGGCACGGAGCCGGGGAACUGACCAGGUCAGACCCCUCCCUCCACACCAGGCAGACCAAAGAGGCGCCCGCCAAGCUGGAGUCCCAGUCCAGCCAGAACAAAGCCACUCGAACCCGAGUCCGCUCCAUAUCAGGUGGCAGCACAGAACAGAGAUUCCCAGAAAUUGAGUAUGAUAGUGGGCACGCCCUUUCUGCAGGCCCCGUCCACAGCCUGAGCCCGUUGGUGUCGCCCUCGGAGAACGAGUUCUGCGGGCCCCUGCCGUCCCCCGGGGCGCCCCUGGACGGGCUGGGGUCCCUGCGUGGAGAGGACCCGGCGAUGGCGUCCGCCCCGCAGAAGGACAAGUCCAGCCUGGCGGAGUUCGUGCCCAUGCUCACCCAGGGCUGGGCCGAGAUCUUCAUCCGCAGACCCUCUGGUAACACCAGCUGGCUGAUGUGCCUGGAGAACCCGCCCAGCCCCUUCUCCUCGGAGCUGGACAGCAUGCCCCUGCAGGAGCUCUCCAGCGUGCUCAUGGCCAUGGAGAGGGUGAAGGAGCCGAGGGCCCCUGGGGGCCCCGCCGCCCCCCAGGGCCACAAGCCCUCCCUCAUCCAGCGGUCCAACACAGUGGCGUCUCUCUCCUCUCUCUGCCUGUCCGCCCCGCCCGCCAGGCUGUACAGGAGUAUAUCCUGGGCAGACUCGGUGGUGGUACUGGAGGAGGGCGCCCGGGGCGGAGGGGUGGAGUCCCCCUCGGAGUCCCCCGAGAGCGAGGAGUUCGAGGCCAUGCCAUCCGAGCCCAUUUUCAUCAGCACCGACACCAUCAGCAAGACCCCCCAGACCCCCUACAGCAGGCAGUCCUCCUCCAGCUCCAGCCAGGAGGAGGACAAGUCCACGCUGGAGGAGGUGAGCGAGGGGGCCAUCCCGAUCGACCCCGCCCCGCUGGCCCUCCCCACGCCCGGCUCCCAGGACCCCGAGCUGGCCUUCCAGCCCAGCCAGACCCUCAACAAGUCCAGCUCGUCUCCCGAGCUGCAGACCCUGCAGGAGGCCUUCGCCCAGGCCCCGGGUUCCGUCCCGGGUUCCACCCCGGGUUCCGCCCCGGGGUCUGCCCUGGUGUCCGCUGCGGGUUCCACUCAGGGACCCGCUCUGGGAUCUGCUUCGGGACCCGCUCUGGGGCCCACAGAGGGGUGGGGGGCCGGCAGGGCCCCCGAGAGCAAGGCGCCGGCGGAAGAGGAGGGCGCGGGCGGGCCGGUGAACGGCCAGGCGGAGGGAGCCCCGGUGGGGGCCGCAGGAGGCGGAGGAGCAGCAGGAGGAGCAGCAGCAGGAGGAGCCGUGUCGGCGGCAGCGGCCUCCGCCUCCAGGAUGAGGCUGGAGUUCCCCGCCCCCCAGGCCAGCCCCCUCUCCCCCAGCGGCCACCGACCCCGGGGCCACACCAUCUCCGUCUCCGCCCCCUCCCGGCGCGAGAGGAAGAUGGAGCGCGACUCCUACCACAACCGCAGCGUCACCUCCAACUCGGAGAAGACGUCCGGCCUCAGCCCCAGCUUCGUCUUUCUGCAGCUCUACCACUCUCCUUUCUUCGGCAAUGAAGCCAACAAACCGCUGCUGCUGCCCAAGUCCCAGUUGAUUGACAGGGCCGUGAAAGUCCUGGAUCAGAUGCCUCCUUACGACACUCACAAGAUAGGCGUGGUGUUCGUGGGCACGGGACAGGUGAACAAUGAAGUAUCGAUCCUGUCCAAUGAGUACGGCUCGAACCGGUACGCCCAGUUUCUGACCGGCCUGGGGAAGCUCAUCCACCUGAAGGACUGCGACCCCGACCAGAUCUUCCUGGGGGGGCUGGACCAGUAUGGGGACGACGGGGAGUUCACCUACUGCUGGCAUGAUGACAUCAUGCAAGCCAUUUUCCACAUCGCCACUCUGAUGCCCAACCGCGAGUCGGACAAGGGCUGCUGCAACAAGAAGAGGCACAUCGGCAACGACUUCGUCGUCGUGGUCUACAACGGCUCCGGGGACGAGUACAAACUGGGCACCAUCAAGGGUCAGUUUAAUUUUGUGGAGGUGGUGAUCAAACCAUUGGACUAUCAGAGCAACCUGGUCACUCUGCAGUGCCGCAAAGACCUGGAGGGGCUCGUGGACACCAGCGUGGCCAAGAUCGUUUCGGACCGGAACCUUCCCCUGCUUGUGCGGCAAAUGGCACUACACGCCAACAUGGCGUCACUCGUGCACCAGAACAGAUCCAAUCCCUCCGAUGCCUAUGCCUCCAAGUGGCUGGCCAGGCUGCGGCACAUCAAGAGGAUUCGAACCCGGGCUCAGGAAGAGGUGCAGUCCCGCCCCACGCCCGGGAUCUCCCUCACCCAGGGCCACGGCCCAGGGCAGAGCAAGACCCCCUACCAGCAGGGCGGCGGUAUGUCCAACCCCGACUCGGGCCAGAGGAAGAGGCUCGUCUCCACUGUGGACGACUUCACUGACUUUGUCUGACAUCCUCGCUCCCGAUUCGCCGAGAGGGCGUUUUGUCAGCGGGCUUCGGAGCUUAUUAUUGUGGGGGCCGGGAGUGGUAGGAGGUAGGGGGGGUGUGGCUUCCCAUGCCCCUCCCCCAGUCUGAGUUACCAAAUUUCUUCUUGUUUUUUUUAAUGCUCGGUUAAUCACCCUUGACCGUUUUUUCUUCUUCAUUUCCACAUUUGCCAAUUUUCUCUCCGCUUAAGUGUUUCUCAUUAGCGUACACACACACACAUACACACACACACACACACACACACACACACACACACACACACACCUGUCACACUGGUGUCCCUCCUCCCUCCGCCACUCUCCUGCCCUCUGCAUUGCACUGUACCUCAGUGCUGUUUUUACUGUAAUGAAGUGUAUGCUACACUGUUAAUUGGAGCACUUAUCCCUGGUCUGUUCACAGUUCUCCCAGCUCGUUAGCCGCAGCUCGUUAGCCGCGGCUCGCGUUAGCGCGAGGAGCGCAGUUCAGUGCCGCAGGCUGAUAGAGACAGAGCGGCGCUGGCUCUCUCGCUCUCUCUCUCUCUCUUCACAGGGACGGAGUUUAGCCUGGCCGUCGCAUGUGAGAAGCACUUACAGUGGUUGCGCGAGAGGGCGGGGGGGACGGUGGAGUUAAAAAAAUAAAAAAUAAAAAAAUAAAAAAAUCGGUUCCCGAAUUAGCGCCCAUAGACUAAAUGAACAUCAUCUGUCAUUUCACAAGGAAUUACGCCACAAAUUACCACUCCUCCUGCUCCCCCCCCCCUUAAACUUUCAUCAGCUCCAGAGCAUUCUCAUGUGCAGCUGUCGCUAGCCUGUAGCUGGAUCUGCCUCUCUGAUCGUUUCCAGAAUGCCCGGCAAAAUGAAAAAUGAAAUGUAUUAAGUGAAACGACUGUGACCAACCCGCAUUGUGACGGAUUCUGGUCCAAUUUGCAUUAAUCUUUUUUCCCCCUAAUGCCUGAUGACAGGAACAAGAAAUUAUGGGGCAGCUUAGCAUUUGGGAGAGUGCUCCUCAGUUUAACAAAAGAAGUCAAUGAAAUGAUUUUAUAUGAUAACCUGACUGCAGCGAUACUUAUAGCAAGUCGAUGUUUUUUUUUUGGGAGGGGGGGGGGGGGGGGGGGGGGGGGGGGGGGGGGGGGUAGGGGGUCGUACAGGUGAUGUGUAUGCUGCUGACGAAGACCCAGCUGUGGAGUACUCCGCCUGACCGGCUAACGCUAAACGUUCUCACAAUGUUGCUGGAAUGUUUUUUUUGUCAAUGUUAUAACCGUUGCCACUAGCAUCGCAGCAACACUGUGAAAAUGGUCUGUAUUAGCUGGGUAAAGAGUGACUCCCAGCUGAGAAUGACUGAAAUUAACUGUGAGAUGAGGGGGGGGGGGGGGGGGGGGGGUGGGGUGGUGGGAGGGUAGGAGAGAUUAGAAUAAACACUAAGCGUCUGCGUGUGUGCAGGUGUGUGCGUACGUGUGAAAUAAAACAUCCAGUGAAUAAAACCA
Anguilla anguilla (European eel) is the source of this 7429-nucleotide messenger RNA. RefSeq names its product TSC complex subunit 2 (gene tsc2). The record is from RefSeq and is a predicted model, not a curated record. Gene Ontology annotation, molecular function: GTPase activator activity. NCBI's taxonomy places the organism in Eukaryota, Metazoa, Chordata, Actinopteri, Anguilliformes, Anguillidae. The coding region runs from base 207 to 5936 and encodes 1909 amino acids. The transcript has 43 exons. Gene Ontology annotation, cellular component: nucleus; cytoplasm; TSC1-TSC2 complex. Gene Ontology annotation, biological process: regulation of cell cycle; negative regulation of insulin receptor signaling pathway; negative regulation of TOR signaling.